Arachis ipaensis is the source of this 436-nucleotide messenger RNA. Its product is annotated as signal peptide peptidase-like 4. Gene Ontology annotation, molecular function: aspartic endopeptidase activity, intramembrane cleaving. Gene Ontology annotation, cellular component: lysosomal membrane; cytoplasmic side of endoplasmic reticulum membrane; lumenal side of endoplasmic reticulum membrane. The record is from RefSeq and is a predicted model, not a curated record. Gene Ontology annotation, biological process: membrane protein proteolysis. NCBI's taxonomy places the organism in Eukaryota, Viridiplantae, Streptophyta, Magnoliopsida, Fabales, Fabaceae.
AUGAUAGUGGUAGCUCGAGGCAAUAGGAGUGGAGAAGAUGGUAUCCCCAUGCUGCUUAGCAUAAUUGGUUUUGGGGACAUAAUCUUAUCGGGGCUUCUAGUCGCAUUUUCACUAAGGUAUGAUUGGUUGGCAAAGAGGAACCUUCGGUCUGGAUACUUCGUGUGGGCAAUGAGUGCUUACGGUUUAGGUCUCCUUCUAACAUAUGUUGCUUUGAACUUGAUGGAUGGGCAUGGUCAACCAGCAUUGCUUUAUAUCGUCCCGUUUACUCUUGGCACAUUUUUGUUAUUGGAAAAGAAGAGAGGUGAACUCAAUCUUUUAUGGAUAAGAGGGGAACCAGAAAUGCCUUGCCCUCAUAACCAAGAGUCUCAACAAUGAACGAAGUGAUAAUAGGGAUAGUAGUAUAGUGUACCAUAGGUGUUGGUUUAAUAGGAGACUA